This is a messenger RNA of Theobroma umbraticum, 1243 nucleotides long. Its product is annotated as Putative methyltransferase family protein. NCBI's taxonomy places the organism in Eukaryota, Viridiplantae, Streptophyta, Magnoliopsida, Malvales, Malvaceae. The record is from RefSeq and is a predicted model, not a curated record. Gene Ontology annotation, cellular component: nucleus. Gene Ontology annotation, biological process: protein methylation. Gene Ontology annotation, molecular function: protein methyltransferase activity.
UCACCUUACGGUGCGUUUCCCAAAGGGCAACAAUGGAGAUCAAAUCGGAGGUUUCUACUCUCCUUGAGGAAGAGAAAAGGGACAGGCCAGAAGAAGAAGAAGAGGAUAUCGUUUGCUUGGACGAAGCUUUCUUCAUCAAUGACAAUUACCAGUUAACUACUUACACAUUUGGGUCUCAUGUGCUUCAGCUCUUUUGUCUCCAAUCAGCUUCUAGACAAUUGGUAUGGCCUGGUGCGAUGCUUUUGAAUGAUUAUCUCUCUAAAAAUGCUGAGAUGCUUCAAGGAUGUUCCAUAAUUGAAUUAGGCUCUGGUGUAGGUAUUACUGGCAUGCUCUGCAGCAGAUUUUGUCAUCAAAUUCUUUUGACUGAUCAUAAUGAUGAAGUGCUGAAGAUCCUGAGGAGAAACAUAGAGCUGAAUACAUCUUCUGAAAAUCCUAGUUGCAGUGCUGCACUAGAUGCUGAGAAGCUAGAGUGGGGAAAUUCUGAUCACAUUAACAGGAUUUUGCACAAAUAUCCUGGAGGUUUUGAUUUGAUACUUGGUGCUGACAUUUGCUUCCAGCAGUCAAGUGUUCCUUUGCUUUUUGAUACUGUAGAACAGCUCCUGCGCAACAGGGGAUGUGGCCAUUGCAAAUUCAUACUAGCAUAUGUAUCUCGAGCAAAAAUGAUGGAUUCAAUGGUUAUUACAGAAGCUACUCGGCAUGGUAUGCUGAUAAAUGAAGUAGCUGGGACACGCUCUGUGGUUGCAAAUCUCGAAGGAGUCAUCUUUGAGAUCACCCUUUGCUAGAGGUGCUGAAUAUUCACAUUGGACAGGAGAAUAUGUGGAGAAGCUAGUAAUAUACAUGAGGGCAGAACAAAGGAAUGAUAUCUAAUGUGAAUAUGGUUUAACUAGCCGCUAGAUGUUUCAUUUUUGUAUGCAAUGCUGCCACAGCAAGAUUCUUACUUUAUGGGAAAAGGAUUUAGAUGGUGAGUAGAAUUUUGCUUUCAAAAUAUCUUGUUACUUAUAUCUAAGUCCUGUCUCUUAAAUUUUGAAUGCACUUAAUUACAAUGUUCUUAGGACUGGAAAGAGAUGCACUACAUUGGAUUGAAUUGCCUUUUUAUAUUUGUUGAUUCAGAAGCCCCAUUAGUCCAUUUGGGUACCAUGUAAUUUUAGUUGUUGGGUUGUUCAGAAUUGUUCUGUAACAUUUGCCAUGGCUGCAGACUUUCAAUUCCAUGACAAGUAUCUUCAUGAGUUCAAUACUAUUCUGG